AUGCCGCUGUACUCGGAGCUGUACCACAACUACGUCGGCAACACGCCGAUCAUCCCGACCCCGAUGGUGUCGGUCGGCUCGUCCACCUACAGCCCGCCGACCUACGUCGGCGUGUCGCGGGCCUUCCCGAACCCGCUCGGGGUGGCCACCCGGACGGCGCCCUCCUUCACACGCGGCUACGUCCCGAAGCUGACGCCGAUCACCGAGACGCCGCUCACGAGCACACGCAUAGCCGCCCUAGGGCGCGUCAGCUCGCCAAAGUUCAUCGGCAGCCAUGGACACCACAGCUCGCCGAGCUAUCAGAAGCCGCGGCGCACCAUCAACACGGCCGACAUCGACGUGUCGGCGGCGAAGUAUGCCGGUGUGUCCCGGUCGCUGGCUGCCUACCGGCACACUAGCGUCGGUGGAGAGUCUCCGACCGCCGGUUCGCCCUCCCGGUCCAGCAUUGCGGCCAGUCCACCGUCCGUCGCACCAUCCGUCAACUCCUCGAUCAACCUGACGGCGACGGCACCGGCGGUCGAAGCGGAGCGCAGUCCGCGGGAGUCGGCGAUGCCAAUGUCUGCCCGUGAUCAAGAGCUCAGCGAGCGCAGCGAACAGCGACGUGCCCGGUCGACGAUCAACCGUAAUCGCACCGUGGUGCGGCUGAACACGAUCCGUGCCCGGAGCCGAUCGCGCGGGAGUCGUGGCAGCACCGAGGGCCGAGAUCGCAGUGGUGGUGUGGGCACCGGCUCACCUACCACCUCCGAGCCAACGUUCGACGAGGAGAUGCUGCUGCUGGAACCGCCAACAGUGCGUUCGGCGGGGGCAGGCGGUACGUCCUCCUGGCGGGACAACUUCCGCGAUGAGCUGUACCUGCGACCGAGGGUGCGCACCGAGCCGAGCAAGUCGCCGGGUGAGCUUCUGCUCGAGAAGCACCUCAUACGAGACGGUGAUGGGUGCGCACCGCUCGAUGUGACGACGCUGGCCCAGCAGCACUCGCCGGUGCUGAAGCGUCGCGGAACGCUGCGCCGUAAGAGUGCCGCCAAGAUACCGAGCUUCCACGAGAUCUGCGCCGACAUCAGCUCGGACAAGCUGGACGACGAUCUGAACGCGGGCGAACUGCGGCGCCGGGCCUCACAGCUGAUCGAGGACGAGCUGCUACAGUUUCAGGAGGAGCUCAAGAAGGCCGCCCAGGUGGCGGCACACACGACCGACCUAGGCGGACUGGCGGACCCCGUCACACCCGACACGCUCGAGGAGCGCCUGAAGGAGGCGCUCGAGCAGCAGAUUGCGCAAGACUCCGGCGUCGAGGUGGCGGAGAAACGCAAACUCAAAAAGAUCAAGCGCACCAAGACAAAACCGUUGCCACGGCUGGACGCCGAGCCGAACGAUCAGGCGACCACGGAGCAAGACCAUGACGCGGUGGUGGUUGUGAGGAACGCGACGCCCGCACUCGCACCAAAGAUCGUGGCCGAGGUCGAGUCGAUCGAGGAGUGCACCGUUUUUAAGCUUCCGAAGAAGAAGAAAAAGACGCCAACUAGCAGCUCGGAAGAGAAGGGAGAAGACGAGGGUACUGGCACCGGCACGAAGAAGGAAAGCGCUGUGUUGCGUACCACUGAGAAGCAACCGGUGCAGGUGGCCAACGUCGAGCGGCCGGUCGAGCAGCGAGCAGUCCUGGCCAACGGGUUGCCGGGGUCGGAGGGGUCGAAGCAGGCUUCGACGUUGCCGGAAGUAUCCGGGGAGGCAAAGACAGGCGUCGCAAUGGCUGGUCCGUGCGACGCCAGCAAACAAGCGGGCCCAAAAGUGGAGCUAAACAUUGCGCCCGAUGGAGCAGGCAUGCAGAAAGGGGGGGCAAAGGAGCAACCGAAGCCGACGUCUAAGGUCGGCAUCAAGACAUACAUUCGUAAAAAGACGGUCGAAAACUUGCCAGACAUAUGCAGCGAGUCUUUGUCGACGAAGGAAGCGGUUGCGCGGGUGGUGGAGGCCGCAAAGCCAAAGACAGUGAACGAAGGUGGAGAAUCGAAGCAGUCGGUGGAGCAGAAAACACCAGCACCGAAACAGCAGGAAGCCAGCAAUGUACCAACGCAACCGAUCCCCACAAAUUCCCAAGCGGAGUCGACCAAACCGGCGGAAGUCAAGCCAGCGAUGACCACUCCGAAAACUAUCCUCUUGGGUAACAGGGAGAACAAGCUCGGAGCAAAACUUGGAGAACUGGAGCAAGUUCCAGAUAUGCAACCUGGUGUCUCCCCUGCGGUACCAAAGUCUAUAAAGCCAAGUACGUUACCAUUAGAAGAUACCACUGCAGCAAAGAAGAUCUCUGGGGAAGGAUGUUCAACAGUUGCGCAGAAUGGAUCGGUACCUCCAUCACCUACUCUUGUGAAGGAGGAAAAAGGAAAGAAAUUAGAUCUGGAUGCCCUUCCGAAGCUACCUAGCCAGGAGAAGAAUACAUCGAAUGAUACUAAAGGAGUCACGACAACAUUGGGUGAUAAACAAGAACAAAAACCGAAGAAUACAGACAUUCAGAAAGUUAGUGUGGUGCAAAAAGAGGAUGAGUCGAAAGCACAAAGCCUACAGAAGGAUACAACAGAAUCUCCCAAGGUCACUCAAAAGGUUAUAGACUCAAGUUUGGGUACCCUCGCAAAGCUGACUAGUGUGGAGAAGAAUGCGCCUAAGGGAGCUAAACCAACAUUGGGUGAACAACCAGAACAGUUAGCAAAGAAUACAGAUAUUCAGAAAGUCAACCUGGUGCCAAAAGUGGAUGAAACGAAAGCAUCCAGUCUACAGAAGGAAGCAUCGGAAUCUCCAAAGGGUACUAAAAAGAUUGCAGAGCAGGUGCAAGAACAAAAGCCUAAGCCAGACCCACUCAACUUCGGUAAGGAUGUACAAGGUAAACUGAAAGGUUUAAACACUACCUCAGUGAACCAAGACGAGUUGAGAACCCAAAAAACCAAUAUCAUGCCAGCCGAACAGAAGGUGCCAAAACCAUCUCCCCUGGUAAAACAAGGUGGGCUCGAGGAAGGCUCGGUGGGGGUGACAGCUGCUCCAAAACUUGGACCGCUCGGUAAGCCGAUGUUGCGCAAAAAACCGGCCGAACUUAGCAAGAGCGCGACCGACGAGCAGGACUUCUGGAGCGCAAUCGGAACCCGUGAGACGGUAUCGUUUGCGCGGAGGAAGCAGCAAAUCGAACGCAUCACGCAGACCAUGACGUUGGGCCAGUUCAGCGAGCAGGAGGAGCAACCCUCACCUGUGACCUCUCCGACGAUCCAGAAAAAGACGAACUUCCCGGUGCCCGCGGCAGUGCCGUCGCCACCUGCUUCGCCCGGCGCUGCUCAAAGUAAGCCAUUCCAAGUCGGUAGCACUGUGGCGCAACCCACGCAGCAACCGGUUGCAGGGCCAGUGUCACCAGUACUCACCAAAGAUCGGCCAUCGGUAGCUAAAGACACACCGCUGGCUAAGGUUAAACCAAGCGGAGAGACUACGGCGUCGACUGCGCCGUUGGGAGGUACCACACCAAAACCGGAUACAAAGGUAAACUCCGUUACAUCUGAUGCUAAAAUCACACCCGCACAAUUAAAGGAUACUCUCACGGCGGGACCUGACAAUGGCGGAUUGCGAGUGGGUGGAACCGAUUUGAUAGUAAAACCAAAGGUAGAGGAAAACCUCCCCAAAACGACUACAAAGACUGUCGAAGAUAAAGCUACCCCGAGUACCAAGAGUGUCGAUAUAGACCAAAAGGUGGUCAAAACAACGACUCCAGUGAAAGAUGAGCUAGCAGUCGGAAGCGACAGCGCUCCGAAACUCAAAGUGCCACAAAAGCUGGCGGCUGUCGAGAGUAAGUCUGCAGGGUUUGUAUCAUCCGAAGCGCCGGCUACGGUAACACAGGCAGUGACUCCAAAGAAAGAGCUGCCACUGAAGGAUGCGGUAACUCAGGCAGUGACUCCAAAGAAAGAGCUGCCUCUGAAGGAACCCGCCGUUGCUAAGAAAGCCACACCAGCAGACGGCAAGUCUUUGCUGCAGACGGCAACGACAGGGAAACUGCCACUUCCGGCACUGCAUCCGGGCACGGGAGCACUGAUCGACACCAAGAAGCUGUCGCCGAAGGAGCUCAUCAAGGCGGUGGCACCCACCAUCGCUGCCGCCGCCGAGAAAAAGUUGGCCGAGGAAAAAUCGAAGCAGGCAUCGAACGCCUCCACCGCACGAACCACGAGUGUGGCAGGCGCUAGUACUGUCACCACCACCACCACCACCACCGCCACCUCGAUCACCUCGACGACAACUACCCUCGCGAUUUCCUCGAGCGCCACUGACACUGUCGUAAAGAAACCGGCCGAAGAGCCGACGGUGAAGAAGGUGAUCGUGAAGAAAGUGGUCAAAGCGGUCAAAACGAAAGCGGCAGAGCCUCUGGCGGCCAAGGCUAAAGCCGAGCAACAGCUCGCCCAACAGCGGAAGGAGGCGCAAGAACAAGAACAGCGUAGAAUCGCCGAGCAGCAGCAGCAACAGCAGCAGCAGAAUCUCGAGCGCAUGCAAGCAAAGCUGAACCAAAUCACGCUGAACAUGGGCGCGAAGGGGCUCACGGUGGAGGUGAAGGAAUGCCAAAAAUGUCAGUCGGCGAUCGUGUCGGAGGCGCUUCCGGUCGCGGCAGCCAUCGCGUCGGCGACGCCCAAGCAGCAGCCGAUCGCCAAUGGUGGGAAGCUGACGAAGAAUAAAUUCGGUACGCUAGACAACCUGAGCGACCUGUCUGCGGUGAACACUCGCGAGAGAAACAACAACGCUAGCAAACAAACAAAGGUGGUUGCAGCAGCAACUGGUGCAUCACAACCGCAGCAGCAGCAGCAGCCGGAGCUGCAACAGCAGAAGAAAGUGUACCUCUCGAGCAGUGACGACGAAGACGGUGAGGACAGCGCAUCGGAAACAUCGUUCUCGGGCGUAGAAGACGACUGGUCAUCGGAGGAAGACGAUAUGGCGAACGACAAGCCGGAGAAAAAGAAGCCGUUCGAUCCGACCAAGCGGGUCAAGCUGAACUUCGACCAGAUGCGCAAGUGCUACUCGAAGGAGGAGAAGUGCCCGAUCGUGCUGGUCGCCCGGCCGCGCCCCCUGUGGAAGGUGAAGCGGCACGGGCACCGGCACAACCGGAAGGCGGAUCUGACCAGCAGCAGCAGCGGCAGCAGUGGUGGCAGCGGCAGCGAGGAUGAGAGCACCACCACCACCAGCAGCACCACCGAUCAAACGUCCUCGGAGACGGCCUCCACCAUGGACGGCGCGACGUCCGACAUCAACACCGACAGCAGCGUCAACUCGAGCACAGGCGGCUCCAAGGGCAAGUCGGGUGGUGGCCGAGGGCGCCACCAGGGCGCGGCCGGCAAGGCCGGAUCGGGCAAGUCGGCGACCGACCCGUUCGGUGACAUCUACGACACGCCGAUGGUGAUCCCGCUACACGCCGAGCCACGCUGCAGCAGCAGCAGCCGCAAGAGCGGCUCCUCCAAGGACGAGAACAACAACACGGCGGCGCUUGUGGACGCGCUGGCCGCAGUCGACGACGAGGACGAGCGGGCACGCUCGAUGAGUGCCGGACACGACGUACGAAGCGCUAGCACCAGCAGCCACGACUCCGGCUUCUAUGGCGGCGGUACCGCACCGAUCAGCCCCAAGAAGGCGUUAGAAACGUCAUAUACGUACGCCCAGUUCCAGAAGACGGGCAAACUGACAGCACCGGCCACGGUGAUUCCGCGCUUUAGGAAGUACAACGUUGACGACUUCCACUUUUUGACUGUUUUAGGCAAGGGAAGUUUUGGAAAGGUAUUUUUGGCUGAGUUGAAAAACUCCGACUACUACUACGCGAUCAAGUGUCUGAAGAAGGACGUGGUGCUGGAGGACGACGACGUCGACUGCACGCUGAUCGAGCGCAAGGUGCUGGCACUCGGUACCAAGCACCCGUUCCUGUGCCACCUCUUCUGCACCUUUCAAACCGAUAGUCAUUUGUUUUUUGUUAUGGAGUACCUGAACGGUGGUGAUCUGAUGUUUCACAUACAACAGAGCGGCCGGUUCCCGGAGGCGCGAGCCCGGUUCUACGCCGCCGAAAUUGUGUCGGGUUUGAAGUUUUUGCACCGAAAGGGCAUCGUCUACCGUGAUCUUAAGCUGGACAACGUUCUGCUCGACUACGACGGGCACGUGCGAAUAGCAGAUUUCGGCAUGUGCAAGCUGGAAAUCUAUCUGGACAAGCUAGCGGACAGCUUCUGUGGUACACCUGAUUACAUGGCACCUGAAAUUAUAAAGGGUCAAAAAUACAACCAAGCUGUCGACUGGUGGUCGUUCGGAGUGCUAGUGUACGAGAUGCUCGUCGGCCAGUCACCGUUCAGCGGCUGCGACGAGGACGAGCUGUUCUGGUCGAUCUGCAACGAAAUUCCGUGGUUCCCGCACUAUCUCUCCAAGGAGGCGCUGCGGUUGCUGCAAUCGCUGCUGGAAAAGGACGCCUCGAUACGCCUGGGCGUCCUCAACACCAUGGACGAGGAGAGCGACAUCAAGUAUCACCCAUUCUUCAAUAGUAUUAUCUGGGACAAACUGGAGAGACGAGCCAUCGAGCCACCGUUCAAGCCGCAAGUGCGGCAUCCACUCGAUACGCAGUAUUUCGACAAGCAGUUUACUCGGGAGCGAGCGCGGCUGACGCCCAUCGAUCGCAACAUCCUCGCCUCGAUGGACCAGGCCCAGUUCGAGGGCUUCACCUACACCAACCCGAACAAUACGCUAACGAAAAUACGCGAGAAGCAGAAGAAGAGGCAGAAGAAAAUGUACUUCUGUCCCCAGUGCGGUGAUAUUAAGGUUACGUACAACAUAUUCUGAUGAGUUUCCCGGCUUCCCUGGAGACCCCGGGGGAAAAGCUCUCCGCGGGGAAAAAGGGUCCGAGCAAAUGGAGCAAAACGAAACUGCACCAAGACGUAUACGAGCAAGCUUGCGCCCAUCGU
Messenger RNA from Anopheles coustani, 6938 nucleotides. RefSeq names its product serine-rich adhesin for platelets-like. Gene Ontology annotation, molecular function: ATP binding; protein serine/threonine kinase activity. Bases 1 to 6816 code for a protein of 2271 amino acids. Lineage: Eukaryota; Metazoa; Arthropoda; Insecta; Diptera; Culicidae. The transcript has 10 exons. The record is from RefSeq and is a predicted model, not a curated record. Gene Ontology annotation, biological process: protein phosphorylation.